Molecule: messenger RNA, 2133 nt
Organism: Solanum verrucosum
Lineage: Eukaryota; Viridiplantae; Streptophyta; Magnoliopsida; Solanales; Solanaceae
Source: RefSeq, a predicted model, not a curated record
UUAUACAAUAUUCUCUCUCCACUGUUCCUUUUCCGGCCACCGUGCACCGCCACUCUCCUCCGCAAAGUCCCCGGAACACGGCGGCGAUCUUCCCUACAUUUCUCACUCAAUCAGUAAAAUCCUACUUAUAGUUUUACUAACACUAAAAUAGAUAGUCAACAGUUACCGGAAAACUCGAAAUUUAUGUUCAUAUUUGCUUCGUAAUGUGUGUUUGUAAGUGUAGACAGCUCAACUGAAAAUUCGUGUAGCUGGUGGAAUCUAUAGGUGAAGCACGUGUGAUGAAGUAUUUAGGUGAAAAAACGAUGAGCUACAGCUAAUCAACUAGAUAUAUAUUUAGAGAUAAGACGUACGAUGGCGGAUGUUGCAGUUGCGAAGUCAUGGAGAGACGAGCUAGCGAGUUUAGUGGAGGAUAGUGGGAUAAGGUUUGCCGGAGAUGCUGUAGAAAUCUCUGCUCCGACGUAUUCUACGCCGGCGUUUGAGGAGAAGAGAUCGGUGUAUGAGUCGCCGGCGAUUGAGGAGGUUGUAGCAGAGCCUGAGAGUUUUAAGGACCAAAUCGAGGGUUUCGCAAAGGCUUGGGGAGAAAUGUUGCUGGAAUUGAUGAGAGGUUGUAGAGAUGUGGUGCAACAAAGCUUGUUAACUGAGGAAUCAUACAUUGUGAAAAAAACUAAGGGUCCUUUAGCUGAAGCUUCCAGGAGGUUGAGUGUUUUGAACGAGUUUUUGCCGGAGGAUCGUGAUCCGGUGCAUGCUUGGCCGGUGAUUUUCUUCGUCUUCUUCCUCGCCCUGUCCGCAUUGAGUGUAAAUAGUAAACAAGAAACCUCAGGCAAGCUAGUGAAAGAAGUGCACAUACAUCCUCCUAGUGCUACUCGUAUACUGCUUCCAGACGGCAGACAUAUGGCAUACCAUGAAAUAGGAGUUCCAUCAAACAAAGCUAGAUAUUCUGUAAUUGCUCCACAUGGCUUCCUCUCUUCUCGACUUGGAGGUAUACCUGGAGUGAAAGUAUCACUUCUUGAAGAGUUUGGCAUUCGUUUGGUAACUUAUGACCUUCCAGGUUUUGGAGAAAGUGAUCCACACCCUGAGCGGAACCUUAACUCAUCUGCUCUGGACAUGCAAUACUUGGCUGAUGCCUUAGGAGUUAAUAGUAAAUUCUGGGUUUUGGGCUACUCAAGUGGAGCAAUACAUGCUUGGGCUGCAAUGAAAUUUAUAUCUGACCGAGUUGCUGGUGUAGCUAUGUUUUCCCCAUUUAUCAACCCAUAUGAAUCAAGCAUGACCAAGGAAGAGACGAGAGAAACUUGGAACAAGUGGACAAGGAAAAGGAAAUUGACAUACUAUUUAGCUCGAAGAUCUCCAAAAUUUCUUGAUUACUUCUAUCGCCGGACAUUUCUAUCUGGAAAGCAUGGUCAAAUUGAUGAAUACAUGUCUCUAUCGCUGGGACAAAAGGAUAAAGUGCUGAUCAGAGAACCAGCCUUUGAAGAGUUUUGGCACAGGGAUGUUGAGGAAUCAAUACGUCAGGGCAGCACUAAGCCAUUUAUAGAGGAAGCUUCACUCCAGGUGUCAAAUUGGGGGUUUAGCCUUGUGGAUCUUCAAGUGCAAGAAAAGUGUUCUGGUAAAGGGAUUCUAUCAUGGCUUAAGUUUGGUUAUGGUCAAGUGAGGUGCGAAUUGACUGGAUUUCUAGGACCAGUUCACAUAUGGCAGGGAUUGGAUGAUCAGGUUGUACCGCACCAAAUGACCGACUAUAUAGCUAGAAUUCUGCCAAGAGUGGUGGUGCACAAGCUCCCUGACGAGGGACACUUUUCCUAUUUCUUCUUCUGUGACGAAUGCCAGAGACAAAUGUUCCUGACAAUUUUCGGAAGCCCUCGGGGGCCUCUUGAAGAGAGCAUUGAAGCUCCAACGGAAGAAGAUGGAGAACAGGAAGCUGCAAAUCUAGAUUUGGCAGCAGAAUGAGCAGAAAAGGUUUCGUCAUCACUAACUACUGAUGUAUAUACUACACGAAUGCUCCAUUUCUCCAGGAGCACAAAGGUCAGAUGUACGAGCGGUCCUAAUGGGCUCCAAAUAUUUUUCAUUUUUUUGUCUUGGGUGGAUAGUGCUUUUCGGAUUUCACUACGAAUUGUAACAGCAGAAGUUGAGUAACAGAUG